This is a messenger RNA of Mesocestoides corti, 2889 nucleotides long. Lineage: Eukaryota; Metazoa; Platyhelminthes; Cestoda; Cyclophyllidea; Mesocestoididae. The record is from the annotation of a GenBank genome assembly.
AUGGAACCAGAUCAACCUAUUUCUGCUCAACCUCCAUUUGACGAGGAAAUGGCCAUUCCAGAAAUGCGCCGAUUGCUUCUGCGCCUAAAGUAUUUCCAGUUGUUGCGUCAGCGGAGAGUAACCCCUCAUGGCCGCCACAGAUCUUUGCUUAAGCGUCAUUCAAAUCGCUCGAUUGCUUGUCUCCGUAUUAAAGUGCUUCUUGGUUUGGCUGCGUCAGCUUAUCUUUUGGCCAAAUGUAAUAGCGGUUCUCUCAGUGUUGAGGAAACCGACGACUGCGGGCCAACCCUACAGCACCAGAUUAAAAUAAACACUCUCAAAGCCGUCUUGCGCCAACGCGGUGUCAGCACAGAUUCAUUUUAUGAGCGAAGAGAUUUGGAGGCAUUGGUCGCUAGAACUGGAGUAAUUAGUGCUACCGAACUGACAUUAUCACGUGCUGCAGAUGCCUUUCUGGAAAACCUUAACUCUACUUGCGACAGAGAGGCUAUCUUCUAUCGCAGUCUCACAUCACCGACUUUUGCCCUCCCCCGACCUCGACGCAUGUGUGAUGGAAGCCACAUUGAACCAACAACCGUUGCAUUCAACAGUCCAGGCCUCUUCAUUGAUUACGUAGAAGAUAAUAAAGGGAGUAUCUGGAUUCUCUCUCCGGUUAGCGCGGGCACUGCCGCCAGACAGGCAAUUAAUCCACCGGCUUGGGCCCGUUUAGUUCAUCACCUUUCGCUAAUGGGUGUGAGGUUUGGCGUUCUGCUUUGCGACAAACUUGAGAACAUUUGCACUGAAUACGGGUUCUCGCCUUCUAACCUUGUAAUGGCUUUGCCUGUUUUCCAAUCUAAUUUGAAGCAAUCAGUUGAAUUUAGACGUUUUACCCUUCCACAUGCACUGGAAUGCGACGACGUCACUCCACGUGGCAGACAAGAUUGCCUUCUGCUUCUCGAUCAUGUAGUAACUUUGAUACAGAAAUCUCUAUCUCCUGGAAUCAAUUCUCUCUCCUCACUCUCGCAGCUGCAGCAACACAAGUCCAGUCGUCCUCACUCCCUUCAUGUUAUAUGGGUUCCCGGAGAACGACUAUACAAUCAGUCUUACCCAAUUUCCAGCGUCGAUCAUCAUCAUGUCUUUCGUCCUCCACUUUCUUUAUCCCUGUUGUCUGUCGCAUAUUUUGGUCGUGCGGAAUUUUGGCGAUUUGACGAGUCGAAAAGUACAAUUUCUUUUGCGGACUCACCAACCCGUGGUUCUCCAAAUCUUUCUUCCGCUAAUGAAAUGCUUUUUAAGUUGGGAUGUUCUACAAACUCAGGAAGUACUGAUUCGCGAUAUAUUUUUCUAACACCAGAAGGGUUUUGUAGCGUGCAAUUUGUGCCAUCUUUUAAGCGCCUUAAAAGUUUUCUUCAAUGGAACUCUCCAUCUGCAAACGACCUGUUCGUUUCUGGACUUCUUUUGAUAAAUUCUGUUAUUGUCAUCGCUGAACUCAUUAGGCCAGUUCUUUUCUUUCGGUAUUUGCUUAUUGAGAGGGUGUUUAACGGCCAUUUGCGCAUCAUUUUACAGCAAAUAUUUGGUAGUUCGCAAAAGAAGACGGGAUCCCCAGAUUCUGCUCUGAAGAUACGAAUAGAACUGGUUACAAAUGUUGUAAAGGCCACAUUUGUUGGUUGGAAAAACUACUCUCCGUAUCUGCCUGGGGCAAUGCAAUUUACUCAACCAUCAUCGGAAACACGCUUUCAGCGGUUUUUUAAGUUAACGAAGUGGAGUCUCACGCCAUUAUUCGACUUAGUCAUAAAACUCUUUUUGGUUAAUUUUUUGUUUUUGCUCGCAGCUCUUCCAACUGUAAACCUAAUGGGUCACGUUCUUCCGUUAGCCGACUUUCUUUUACACUCACUUCGCCUGAUUGUGUUUUGGCUGGACCUUGCAAGUAUCACAAGCACUGCAUUCACGUCAAUUGUACUACUUAAAUUGGCAGCCUCAACUCUCGUUCUAGUCAUAAUUUUUGAUGAGUCCGUCAACUGGAUUAAUUCCAGUCUAGCGAUCAGAAGGUCCCGUACACAUCUGAAUGUGUCUUCGAAACGUGAUCCAUCUAAUGUAAGAUCGUGCAACACGUCUUCUGUUCUGGCUUCUUCAGCCAUGUUGGCACGACAUCUUUUCCUUUCAGAUGAUGAGUUGUCCGUAGAUUCGCCCCCACAGAAUUGCUCCAUUUCGGAUGAGAAUGUCGAGCAAAAGUUAAUCUCAAAUGAUGAUUCCCUGUAUGCUUAUGAAACAGCGCGACUCUACCGUAAAGCCAUCAAACUGGAUCGAGCUGUCUCCGAGGCUUCGAGAAGAUCCGACCAGCGUUCGUUUUCCAACCAUCAUCUCUCCUUUCAACACUCAACCAAAUUUAUCUCAAGUCUUCCUGCCAAGCUUUUCAUCUGGAGAUAUGUCACUUGCGCCGUUCCUUCUUUCAAAUUAACUCGCAGCAGUCAAUUUUUAUUUGAAUCAAGAAUCAACGAUCAAAGUAACCCCUACGAUGCCGAUUCAGAGAGCGACGGAAAUUGGCCUGUAAACUCUUUACUAUCUGCCGGCAGACGUCACCGUCAGCCUCGUGUGAGUGGUAAACAGUCAAAGAUUCCUCGGUUCAACUUCCCAACUUGGGUUCUCCCCUGCACGGAAUGCGUCAUCUGCUGGCGGGAAUUCGAAACAAAGAAUUUAAUGGCUGCGCUUUCCUGCGGACAUGUUUUUCAUGCGAAAUGCUUGAAAUCCUGGUUAGAUACUGGGCACAACACGUGCCCCAUGUGUCGAUGGCCAACUCACCUCUCACAUAACCAACGCGAGAAACAGCUGACUCGUCAGUUGAUUAAGGCUAUUGAGGAUGUCUUCUUGCUGCACAGUACGCAGGCCUCAUAUCAUUUACAACAACUGAGCUGGGAUUGA